AUGGAGGCCCAUAAUCAAGGUGCAGCAAUGGCAGACGACCUCGACUUCGAAAGCAAAUGGCUGAAUCCAGUCGAUGAGACCACUAGAAAAGACUCGAUACAAAGCCGUGAUGUCCAUUUGACCGAUAGUACAGAGCAGAUAUCGGUGGCAGUGAUUGGCGCAGGUGUGUCGGGACUGAGUGCAAUCAAACACCUUCUUACAAAACCAGGAAAAUUCAAGCCAACGGCGUUUGAAAGAAACUCGCGCAUUGGUGGAACAUGGGUGUACAGUGAAAACACUGUUGAUGCAUUUGGCUUACCAGAACACUCCUGUCUCUACAAAAACCUUAUGGCGGUCAAAAGUGCGCAAGUUCAUCAAGUCAUAUGGGGAAAUCUGACUGGUCAAUUGACAAUAGUAAGGUCAAACAACCCAAAACAACUCCUGACGCUGCAGGGCUUCCCUCACGACCAGAAAGGCAGAUCCUAUAUUGAUCACAAGGCUGUAUUGAAGUACCUUGAAGAUUUCAGUAAACAUAAUGGCCUUACAGAAUUUAUACAGUUUAACACACUUGUGAAAUACGUUUUACCUGUGAAUCACAAGGACGGAGAGGUCACAUGGAACGUAAAAUACUGUUCUCUACAGAAUCCAGACAAAAUCAACACGCAGGAGUUUGAUGCCGUUCUUGUUUGUAACGGGCAUUAUUACAAACACAGCAUCCCUGACAUACCCGGGAUGGAGCAUUUCACUGGGACAGUGACACAUAGUAGAGACUAUCGACUUCCUGGUCCGUACUUAGGGAAGACCGUGCUAAUUAUUGGGGCGUCCUUCUCGGGACUCGACAUAGCCGCAGACAUGACCAACCACGCCAAACAGAUUUUUCUGAGCCACAGAGACAGUGCACUGAAGACCGCAAUACCCCCGAACGCAAUGGAGCGACCAGUUGUCAAAAACAUUACCGAAAAUGGAAACGUUGUAUUUGUUGAUGGGACAGAAGCGGAAGUUGAUAGCAUCGUGUUCUGUACCGGAUAUGUCUACGAUUUUCCUUUUCUGUCUACUGAUAUCGUGCAAGUCAAUAACCAGCGCGUGACACCUUUGUUCAAACACAUGAUAAAUAUAAAUUAUACAAACCUGAUGUUUAUAGGUAUUCCAUAUCGGAUGUCAUACUUUCCGCAGAUACACGAACAGGCACGUGCAGCAGUCGCCAUUUUGGAAAAUCCUUCAGUGUUACCGUCUGUUGAAGACAUGAUUAAAGAUUCCGAUGAAGACUUCCGUCAGAAAAGAGAAAAAUACAACCUGACAGAAAAACAAGCUCAUUUUCUUGGAAUCGGUGAUCUCCAAUGGCGAUACAAUGAGGAGCUGGCAUCCCUGUGUGGUUUCCAGAAACUUCCAACAGUGUUCCAUGGACUCGCAAUAGAUGUUGCACAGCAAAGAACAACGAACUUUUUGAACUUUCGGAAACGGAAUUAUCGAAUAAAUUCAAGCUCAUUCGAGAUAGUUGACAAUUAAAGAUAUUUCAUUGUAUUGGAUUGUGUCUAUUUUCAUAGACCGAUAAUUUGAUCGUUUUUAAUGUCUUCUAUUUAAGGUGAAUAUAGAAGUAUACUUGUUGCUUUCAUAGAUUGAUCUCGGGCAUUUGACUGUUUCAGGGAGAAUAGAGGACUUCUUGUGUUAGCAGACGAUGUUUAACACUAGCAAGAGCAUACUAUUAAACGAAGGGUUCAAAUGUUGGGCAUUUACUAAUAACUUUAGUUGCUUUCCGUAAAAGGAAUGAACUGCAUUUAGUUUAGUUUUUCCACAAAAGCUAAAGCAUGCCACCGCGGCUGUCAAAUUAAGACAUAGUCUCUUGGUUAUGAAGCGGGGACCUAAGGCAAUCUGUAAUACUAUAAAUUAGAUAUACAAAUUGUACAUCGUUUUGGAAUACUUGUACAUUUGUACAAGAAAAUCUGAGACUUUCAGUACUUUUUUUUUGUUGUUUUUUUUUUAAAUGACUUAUUCAAGCGCUAUUGGUUAAUCUUUUAACACGUUGCUGCUGUGUUGCACUCUGAAUUUAUGAUGUUUCCAUAGCUCUAUUUCACGCCAUAUCUCACAAGAUUUAAUAUUUCUUGCUAAUAUGUAUGCGAAGUUGAAUCAAGUUUCGUGCCGCAUAUAUUUCAUCAACGAUUUCGUAACGUCCAGAAUGGUUUGGACACACGCGACUUCCAUUAAUAAUGUUUGUAUUCGAUAUUAUCCUCAAAAUCAUAGGAAAGCCUGUUAAAACCACGAAAUCAGCGCACGAUAAACAUGAUUUGGGAAAAUAUAUAAACACAAGUUUGGAAAUACAAAUCGACAUGUAAGCAUCUAACUCAAAAUUGUUGAAACAAGGACAAGAAAAAUCGUCGAAAUUUACCUGGAGACCUUUGAAAAAAUUAUAACCACGUGUUUCGGAAGAUUAAAUGUCGCCUGGUUGUAUGUUAAAUCUUGUUGAAAUGGAAACCAGGAUGGCGACUAAGGAUCUGUGAGGCUUAUCAAUAAAGUUCGAACACGUCUGUCUU
Molecule: messenger RNA, 2507 nt
Organism: Pecten maximus
Lineage: Eukaryota; Metazoa; Mollusca; Bivalvia; Pectinida; Pectinidae
Product: putative dimethylaniline monooxygenase [N-oxide-forming] 6
Exons: 8
Coding region: 1-1485 (494 amino acids)
Molecular function (GO): N,N-dimethylaniline monooxygenase activity; flavin adenine dinucleotide binding; NADP binding
Source: RefSeq, a predicted model, not a curated record